Messenger RNA from Gamsiella multidivaricata, 1263 nucleotides. Its product is annotated as fumarylacetoacetase-like protein. Gene Ontology annotation, molecular function: fumarylacetoacetase activity. The coding region runs from base 1 to 1263 and encodes 420 amino acids. The record is from RefSeq and is a predicted model, not a curated record. The transcript has 4 exons. NCBI's taxonomy places the organism in Eukaryota, Fungi, Mortierellomycota, Mortierellomycetes, Mortierellales, Mortierellaceae. Gene Ontology annotation, biological process: L-tyrosine catabolic process; L-phenylalanine catabolic process; homogentisate catabolic process.
AUGUCGUUCAUUGAGGUUAAAGCCGACUCGGACUUCUCCAUCCACAACAUUCCCUUCGGAAUCAUCUCCACCACCCAGAACGCUGCUCCCCGUGUCGCCACUCGAAUCGGUGACUAUGCCGUCGAUCUGUCCAUCCUCGCCCAGGCUGGCCUCUUCUCCCCAGUCCAGGGCUUGAACGACCCCCAGGGAGUGUUCUCUCAGCCCACAUUGAACUUGUUCAUGUCUUUGGGCAAGCCCGUCUGGACCGCAACCCGCAACCACAUCCAGAAGCUCCUCUCCUCCUCCGAGGCCACCCUCCGUGAUAACCAAGAGCUCAUCCAGCGCGCGGUCUUCCCCAUUUCCCAGGUCAAGACCCACCUCCCCGCCAACAUUGGUGACUACACCGAUUUCUAUGCCUCGAAGGAGCAUGCCACUAAUGUCGGAAUCAUGUUCCGUGGCAAGGAGAACGCUCUGAUGCCCAACUGGACCCACCUCCCUGUCGGUUACCACGGUCGUGCCUCGUCCGUUGUGAUCACUGGUACAGAGUUGAAGCGCCCCCAGGGUCAGCGUGUCGUUGUCAAGGGUGAGGCUCCUCAGUACGGUCCUUCCCUUCGUAUGGACUGCGAGCUCGAGAUGGCUUUCUUGGUUGGCACUGGCAACAACUUGGGCGAGCCCAUCACGAUCGAGAAUGCCAAGGACCACAUGUUUGGUGUCGUCCUCAUGAACGACUGGAGUGCCCGCGAUAUCCAGGCUUGGGAGUACGUUCCUCUGGGACCCUUCCUCGGCAAGAACUUCGGUACGACCGUCUCGGCCUGGGUUGUGACCAUGGACGCUCUUGAGCCUUUCUUGGUCAACGGCCCCGCUCAGGACCCUAAGCCCAUGGCCUACUUGGCCGAGUCGACCGCUUCGGCCUACGACAUCAACUUGGAGAUCAAGUUGAAGCCUGCUGAGAGCUCCAAGUACUCGGUGAUCUCGCGCUCAAACUUGAAGUACAUGUACUGGUCCUUUGCUCAGCAGUUGACCCACCACACCGUCAACGGAUGCAACAUGCGCACUGGUGAUCUCUGCGGUUCUGGCACCAUCUCGGGUCCCACCGAGGACUCUUUCGGAUCGAUGCUUGAGUUGUCGUGGAGCGGCGCCAAGGAGAUUCAGUUGGAUGAUGGCAUCACUCGCAAGUUCUUGAACGAUAACGAUGAGAUGAUCUUGUUGGGCUGGUGCGAGAAGGAUGGCGUCCGUGUUGGAUUUGGAGAGUGCCACGGCAAGAUCCUUCCCUCCAACAAGUAA